GCUGCCUUGCUCCGUCAUUGUGCAGCGGCGAGAGCGGCUCAGCGGUUUCCAUCCUCCAUCUUCCAUUCUCCCAACCGCGAACCCGAUCCAGUCGCCUCUUGCAACCAACCGAAGUGACAUCUCGAAAAAAGGGGGGGGGAGAUAUACCACACCCAAUACCCGCGACACUAUACAGGCAACGCAGUAAUCCAAUCCAAAAUGGCGUCUUCAUCCACACCGGCGACACCGCUGCUCUACGCAUGCGUCGCCUACAACACCACCAUCCUCGCCGAGUGCACCACCUCGUCCUCCCAAACCUCGUCCCUCGCCGCCCUCAUCCUCCCCAAGAUCGACCACAGCUCCCCGCAAAAACUGACCUACACCCACGGCACCCACCACAUCCACUACAUCGCCGCCUCCCCCUCCGAAUACCCCGCCACCCAAUCCAGCGCAGGCGGGCUCACCUACCUAGUCGUCUCGGACUCCGCCGCCGUCAACCGGCGCAUCUCCUUCGGCUUCCUGGUCGAGCUCCGGCGGCGCUUCCUCGCCGCCUACCCGCCCGAAUCCACCGAUUUUGCCGACCUCCCCCACUACGGCAGCGCGAGCUUCAACGGCGACACGCGCAGCCUGAUGGUGGAGUACGGGACGACGGCGGCGGGGCGGGACGACGCGCUGGGCAACGUGCGGCGCGAGAUGGACGACGUGCGCGGCGUCAUGACCCGCAACAUCGAAGGGCUGCUCGAGCGCGGCGAGCGUAUUGAUUUGCUUGUUGAUAAGACGGAUCGGCUGGGUCAGGGCGCGAGUGAGUUCCGCGUGCGUAGUCGGGGGAUUAAGAGGCGGAUGUGGUGGAAGAAUGUGAAGCUGAUGGCGCUGUUGGCGUUUGUGGUCGUGCUGAUCGUGGCGACGAUCGUGGUGUCGGUCAAGAAUUAGGGGAUGGGUGGGUGCGUGGUCUGAACAGGUCAGACUUGAGGUAGGGUUCAAUUGAUCAAAGGGUUCGUGGCGUUUGGGGGGGUUGGAAUUCGGCUGUGCUACGGUAUAGGCCAGGCCACUGCUUUCUUGACGGAAGCGGGAGCAUUUCGAGUUGUGUUUUACUACUGAUUGUGUAUAUUCGUACUUGGGAAUACCUUGCGGACUUUGCGCCUCCCUUCCUUUUUUAGAUCGGCUGUUGCAGACAAGUUGAAUUACAUAUAUUCUAAAUCCCCGUAACCCCCCCAAUCGCACCUCUGUACAUGUGAGAAGCCUGUGCACCCGAUCCGGUUAUAGCAUGGCCAACUGAACCUCUCCUCCAGCGCC
This is a messenger RNA of Chaetomium fimeti, 1272 nucleotides long. RefSeq names its product synaptobrevin-domain-containing protein. The record is from RefSeq and is a predicted model, not a curated record. Lineage: Eukaryota; Fungi; Ascomycota; Sordariomycetes; Sordariales; Chaetomiaceae. Bases 199 to 909 code for a protein of 236 amino acids. Gene Ontology annotation, cellular component: membrane. The transcript is spliced from 2 exons. Gene Ontology annotation, biological process: vesicle-mediated transport.